AUGCAACAUAAUAUUAUUGUUCAACCCAUGUCAUCAGUCACUGCCUUCGUCGCAUCUGAAACAAUUGUUGAUGGUGAGGAACACAAAUCUCUUCCUUCAGACAUCCCCAUUAUGCAGAGUAAUAGAUCAUUAUCCAUAUGGCAUAAAAUCUACCAAAUUGUUGCAAUCAUCUCGAUAAUCUGUAUUCAUUGUACGCUUUUGAUCCUCGUCUAUAAAGUUUAUUCAGUUGGAAAAAGACCACUACUAAUCAAUAUUGCUUUUUGUUGGACUUUAUGGUCCAUUAUUGGUUGUUUUAUUUCUGCCAUUCUGCUUAAAUAUGUAGUCGGUUCUUGUGUGGCGGGUGAAAUAUAUCCGAUAGCAUCCUGGUUAUAUUUACAAAAAAUAUGGCUUCGUCAAUUAAUUGUAUCUAGUUUUCAUCAUGCUUGGUUAUUAUCGACUAGCUACGAUUAUCUUUAUCCUUAUAUUCUUCGUUGGUUAGGUACUCAUAUCGAAGAGAAUGUCAAACUCGCUGAGAUAGACACUUUUCUAUUAUGUCCAACAAAUCUGUUGAAACUUGAAACAGGUGUUACUACUUUUGGUGGAGUCUUAACAGUUCUUACUGAGUUGACACUCUCAGGUGAUCAUCGUAUAGAUCAAAUAAUGCUUAGAUCUCAUACAAACCUUGCCAAUGGAUGUUCAAUCUUGCCUGGUAGUUGCCUUGAAUCUGAAACAAUGAUUGGCAAUUUAACACGCAUAUCACGAGAGACAAAAAGCAAAUGCGGAGAAGUUUUUACGGGUGUUCCAGCUCGUACAAUGCCAUUUCAACUGCCUGUAAGGUCAAAAGUACAAGAUCAGAUCGAAAUCAUACCAUUUUGGCAUACAUGUUUGUCUCAUUAUGUCAGCAAAUGUCUUUUAUUAAGCAUUUAUUCGUUUGUUGGUCUCGUUGGUGGAUCAAUCAUUCAUACAAUACUUAUUUGUAGCCUCUAUAAAUGCCGUUCAUAUAUACGUUAUCAAAUUAUCGAACAAAUAAUAACAAGAAUAAGCCAAGAUCAUGCACAAUUUAUUUGUCCAUUUCUUGGUAAUACACAAUGGCUCAUUCGACUAUUUCGAGCAUACGGCGCUCAUAUUGGUGAGAACGUCAUAAUGGCUGACAUAUCCAGUAUUACUGAUUAUCCUUUGAUGACUAUAGGAGAUAAUGUCCGAGUUCAUGUGCGUACACAGAUACAGGGCCACAGUUUCGAACAGCGUAUUUUUAAACUAGCUCCUGUAUCAGUCGGUAAUUCAUGUGUACUGAUGAGUUACUCAAUUGUAAUGCCAGGUUGCAAACUAAUGGGUAACAAUCGUCUUUAUCCCAUGACAUUGAUAAUGAAAAAUGAUCAAUUACCACCGGAUACUCACUGGAAAGGGAUUCCUGCACAAUCUUAUACAGCAAAUGCAAGAUUAACACGGCCGACAAUAGUUCAUGACAAUCUAGCAAAAUAUCACAUCUAUACGAAUAUAAACGAAUUACAAUUUAUGAAUUAUGGCUAUGCAGAUAUGGAUGAAUAUGUUGAUGAUCAUACUGGCUAUUAUUCAAGAAAGCUUUAUGAACAGGUUCUUGCAAAUGUGACAUUAACAGAUAAGAAUGUCCUUGAAAUUAAUUGUGGUAGAGGUGCUGGUGCUGCAUGGUGUGUUCAUACUCAUGCACCUCACUCCUAUAUUGGAAUAGAUCGUUCUCAAGAUGUCAUUAAGUUAUGUCAACAACUUUAUUCGACAAUUCCUCGACUUUCUUUCGUAGUAACUGAUGCAACAAAACAUUUACCAUUUGAAAAUGAAUCAGUUGAUAUUAUUCUUUGUAUUGAAGCAACACAUUCUUUUGGCAAACCAGUAGCAAUCACACAGUUUACCAAUGAAGUCGUUCGUGUACUUCGUCCAAACGGAUAUCUUCUAUGGUGUGAUGUUUGUUACGUGAAUGGAUCAGGUACAUCAACUUAUAAUCUAAUAGCAAAUGAUGAAUUAAUUAUUGAAGAAAAAAUUAAUAUUACAAGGAAUGUUCUUCACGCACUUGACAUUCAAAAUAUAUCUCGUACUGAUUUCAUUCAACGGUAUAUUCAAUCUGAAGAACAAGAAUAUUUUCGUCUGUUUGCUGGAUUACCCGGUACUAAAAUUUAUGAAGACAUGAACCAAGGACGUUCUCAAUAUUGGCGAGUUGUAUUUCGAAAGAGGACAACAAUAGAUGUAUCUGUCAUUUGA
This is a messenger RNA of Adineta steineri, 2211 nucleotides long. NCBI's taxonomy places the organism in Eukaryota, Metazoa, Rotifera, Eurotatoria, Adinetida, Adinetidae. The record is from the annotation of a GenBank genome assembly.